This is a messenger RNA of Hemiscyllium ocellatum (epaulette shark), 1942 nucleotides long. RefSeq names its product interferon-induced protein with tetratricopeptide repeats 5-like. Lineage: Eukaryota; Metazoa; Chordata; Chondrichthyes; Orectolobiformes; Hemiscylliidae. Gene Ontology annotation, biological process: defense response to virus. Gene Ontology annotation, cellular component: cytosol. Gene Ontology annotation, molecular function: protein binding. The record is from RefSeq and is a predicted model, not a curated record. Bases 1 to 1893 code for a protein of 630 amino acids. The transcript is spliced from 4 exons.
AUGAUUGCAGCAAGACAACUUCGCAGGAAUCCAGGAGACAGUGAGGCCCUUAGAGUUCGGGGAUUCCUACACCAGCUGGAUGGGAAGAAGAGUAAAGCGAUUGAAUGCUUUGAAAAGGCUUUAGAGUUUGAUCCUGACAAUGAUGAAUAUCUCAAUGCUCUUUUUCGUCUUUGGAGCGUGCGCUGUGAGCAGCCGUCCAAGCAUUCUUACACUAUUCGAACAAUGGGAAAAAUGGAUUCAGUUCGCAAACUUUUCGGUUCGCGAACCGGGUCCCGGAACGGAUUAAGUUCAAAUAUCUUUGCAGCCUUUCAGUUCACUGAUUUCACCAAAUUCUGCAGUUCCACCUGUGUGAUAAACUUCAGGAUGAGGAGUAGUGCUUGCAAUGAGUGCGGGGACCAGUGGGCUGUUGGUGACACACAGGAAGAUUUGUUGAAAGUGAAUCUCGAUUGGCUUCAGUGUCACUUCACGUGGACUCCACAGAAAGAAACCAUUGACCUGGAUGAUAUGAAACAAAGAUUAGAAGAUUCAAUAGAGGCUGGUGUGAAAUAUCAAGCCAGGUCUUACAACCAUCUCGCCUUUAUAAACUGUCUGCAAGGAAACUGUGAAGAGGCAAUUCAGAAUUUAAAGGAAGCUGAAAAGAUUCUGAGGGAGAGACAUGAAGAUGAAUUUGAAAAGAGAAUCUUGGUCACCUAUGGAAACUAUGCCUGGGUUUAUUAUCACAUGGACCGACUGGAGGAGGCUCAGUCCUACCUCGACAAACUGGAGACCGUCUGUAAACUAUUUCCUGAAGCCUCUCGGUUUACAGCAAUGAUACCUGAGGUUUACGGGGAGAAGGGCUGGUCACUGUUGACUACAGCCGCUCAACAUUAUGAAGAGGCAAAGGAAUGUUUUACAAAGGCCCUGGAGGAAGAUCCUGACAACAUUGAGUGGAAUGUUGGCUAUGCCACUGUAAUGUUCCGUCUGGAAGGAUUUUCUGGGACCCCAGAGAGCUGGAGGCCCCUGGAAUCAGUGACUUGGUUUAGACGUGUGCUGGAGCUGGAUCCUGAUGAUUCUGUAUCCAUGGUGCUGUUGGCUCUCAAACUACAACAAAGCCGGAGAAACGAUGAAGCAUUCGCUUUAGUUGAACGAGCAUUGAAGAAGUCCCCUGAUCUUCUGUAUGUGCUUCGAUACGCAGCACAAUUUUACAGAAAUUGCAACAAUGUGGAAAAGGCUAUGGAGCUGUUGAAGAGAGGAUUAGAAAUUAGCCCACACUCCACCUUCAUACAUCAUAAAAUAGGCCAAUGCUACAGAACCAAAUUGUACCAAGUGAUCAACUAUCCAGGCAGUAAAGAUCCUCGCAAUCCAGCAUUUCAGCAGAAAGCUGAGCUGAUUAAUAAAUGCAAGUACCAUUUUGAAAAGUCUUUUGAGAAACGAAUGCUGACAUCUACUAAAUGCCACCUUGAUUUUGCUCAAAUUUGCUUAUUAAAUGAAGAAUAUGACAAAGCACAGGAAAUCUACAGUCACCUCCUGACACUGGAAGGUAUUCGUCCAGAGAAUAAGCAAGCGAUAUGUUUAGCAGUCGGGUUAUUUGAGCUAAAGUACAAGAAUUCAGAAUCAAACGCCAUCCGACAUUUUCUGGUGGGAAUGAAAGUCGAUUAUGCUUCAGUGGAACGGAAAAGGUGCCGUGAAAACCUGGAGAUGAUUGCAGCAAGACAACUUCGCAGGAAUCCUGGAGACAGUGAGACCCUUGGAGUUCGGGGAUUCCUCCACCAGCUGGAUGGGGAGAAGAAUAAAGCGAUUAAAUGCUUUGAAAAGGCUUUAGAGAUUGAUCCUGAUAAUGACGAAUAUCUCAGUGCUCUUUGUGAAUUACGCCUUUCCAUCGAGGUCAGAAGCAACCUUCCCAACAAAAACUAAACAACUUUGUGAAGUGCAUCAACUCCUCUGAGUUAUAAACAGAUUUAUU